AUUUGUUUUUCAAUUUACGAGAUCAUUCAUCUUUGCCUAUAAAAUAAGACUUGAACGUUUUUAAUCAGCAAAUAUUCAUCGAAAUGUCAGUCCGAGUAUGUUUAGUCCUAUUUUCUGUCCUUAUUGCAUUGGCUUGCACUGAAAGUCUUGAACAACCUGCAGAAGUAGAAAGGCUUGAAAGGCCAAAAUGUACCGAUUACACUUUUUAUGCUAAAUAUAUUUGCAAAAGUCGAAGAAAUGGAGAAAAGAUGCCAGUUCCAGGAAAAUGCUCACAAUACUACGAAUGUUUUAGAGGUGAAAGUAUAAGAAAACAUUGUAAGAAAUCUUGUAAGAGAUUCUUCGAUUUUAAAUUACAAAAAUGUACAUCGGCCAAGAUACAAUGUAUUAAGUUGGAUGAUACGGAUUGCAGAAAAACUACAACUUCAUCACCAUGCACUACUGUAACACCAGAACCUACACCAGCUUGUACAUGUCCUGAGAUUCCAACAACAACAACUCGUAGAUUUUGUCCUCAACCAACAUGUCGACCUCCAAUAUGUUCUACAGUAUAUGCAUGUUCAUGUCCGACACAAUCUCCAUGCCCGGUACUUACAACAACACCAUGUCCUAGAAUACCCCAAAAAAAAUAUUGAAAAUACUCCCUAUAGUUUGUCAAGGGUCUUACUUUAUUUACAAGCAUUAAAAA
Messenger RNA from Episyrphus balteatus (marmalade hoverfly), 685 nucleotides. RefSeq lists its product as uncharacterized. Bases 84 to 632 code for a protein of 182 amino acids. The record is from RefSeq and is a predicted model, not a curated record. Gene Ontology annotation, molecular function: chitin binding. Gene Ontology annotation, cellular component: extracellular region. NCBI's taxonomy places the organism in Eukaryota, Metazoa, Arthropoda, Insecta, Diptera, Syrphidae. The transcript has 2 exons.